Molecule: messenger RNA, 4883 nt
Organism: Camelus dromedarius (Arabian camel)
Lineage: Eukaryota; Metazoa; Chordata; Mammalia; Artiodactyla; Camelidae
Gene: PLEKHA5
Product: pleckstrin homology domain containing A5
Exons: 32
Coding region: 119-3982 (1287 amino acids)
Biological process (GO): positive regulation of transcription by RNA polymerase II; hippo signaling
Cellular component (GO): cytoplasm; cytosol; nucleus
Molecular function (GO): phosphatidylinositol-3-phosphate binding; phosphatidylinositol-5-phosphate binding; phosphatidylinositol-4-phosphate binding
Source: RefSeq, a predicted model, not a curated record
CGGGGAGGCGCGCUCCGGCCGCGCUCGCUCCGCGCUCCCUCCGCUCGUUCGCUCGCUCCCUCCUCCCUCGGCGGCCGCGGCGGCAGCAGAAGGCGGCGGCGGCGGCUGGGGAUCAGACAUGGCGGCGGAUCUGAACCUGGAGUGGAUCUGCUCCCUGCCCCGCUCCUGGACUUACGGGAUCACCCGGGGCGGCCGAGUCUUCUUCAUCAACGAGGAGGCGAAGAGCACCACCUGGCUGCACCCCGUCACCGGCGAGGCCGUGGUCACCGGGCACCGGCGGCAGAGCACAGAUUUGCCUACUGGCUGGGAAGAAGCAUAUACUUUUGAAGGUGCAAGAUACUAUAUAAACCAUAAUGAAAGAAAAGUGACCUGUAAACAUCCAGUCACAGGACAGCCAUCACAGGACAAUUGUAUUUUUGUCGUGAAUGAACAGACCGUUGCAACCAUGACAUCUGAAGAAAAGAAGGAACGACCUAUAAGUAUGAUAAAUGAGGCUUCUAACUAUAACAUGGCUUCAGAUUAUGCAGUGCAUCCAAUGAGCCCUGUAGGCAGGACUUCACGGUCUUCCAAAAAAGUUCAUAAUUUUGGAAAGAGAUCAAAUUCAAUUAAAAGGAAUCCUAAUGCACCUGUGGUCAGACGAGGUUGGCUUUAUAAACAGGACAGCACUGGCAUGAAGCUGUGGAAGAAACGCUGGUUCGUGCUUUCUGACCUUUGCCUCUUUUAUUAUAGAGAUGAGAAAGAAGAGGGUAUUCUGGGAAGCAUACUGUUACCUAGUUUUCAGAUAGCCAUGCUCACCUCCGAGGAUCACAUUAAUCGCAAAUACGCUUUUAAGGCAGCCCAUCCAAACAUGCGGACCUAUUAUUUCUGCACUGACACAGGAAAGGAAAUGGAGUUGUGGAUGAAAGCUAUGUUAGAUGCUGCCCUGGUACAGACAGAACCUGUGAAAAGAAUUACCUUUAAUUUCCGAGUGGAUAAGAUUACAUCUGAAAAUGCACCGACUAAAGAAAUCAAUAACUUUCCCAACCAUAGAGUGCUAAUUAAGCCAGAGGUCCAAAAUAACCAGAAAAACAAGGAAAUGAGCAAAAAUGAAGAAAAAAAGGCAUUAGAAGCUGAAAAAUAUGGAUUUCAGAAGGAUGGCCAAGAUAGACCUUUAACAAAAAUUAAUAGUGUAAAGUUGAAUUCUCUGUCAUCUGAAUAUGAGAGCGGGCCAACAUGCCUGGGUCAGACUGGACACUACAGGCCAGUCAAUGUGAACAGUUCAGAAAACAGAACAGUCAAUGUUAGCCUGGCAGAUCUUAGAGGGGGCAGUCACCCAAACACAGGGCCCUUACACACAGAGGCGGAUCGAGUCAUACAGAGGACGAAUUCAAUGCAACAGCUGGAACAGUGGAUUAAGCUGCAGAAGGGGAGAGGUCACGAGGAGGAAACCAGGGGAGUCAUUUCUUACCAAACAUUGCCGAGAAAUAUGCCAAGCCACAGAGCCCAGAUGAUGGCCCGCUACCCCGAAGGCUACCGAACACUCCCGAGGAACAGCAAGACCCGGCCCGAGAGUAUCUGCAGCGUGACCCCCUCCGCUCACGACAGGGGCGCAGGACCCGGGGCCGAGGAGAAGCGGCGGUCGAUGAGGGAUGACACCAUGUGGCAGCUCUACGAGUGGCAGCAGCGGCAGGUGUAUAACAAGCAGAGCACCCUGCCUCGCCACGCAAGCCUGACCGGCCCGGAAGCCGUGGUCAACAUUUCCGGCCAGACGAUGCACUCCAUCCCCACGUCGCCCUCGCACGGCUCCAUGGCUGCUUAUCAGGGCUACUCCCCUCAGCGGACCUACAGGUCCGAGGUGUCUUCCCCGAUUCAGAGAGGAGACGUGACCGUAGACCGCAGGCACAGGGCGCAUCACCCCAAGCACGUCUAUGUGCCUGACAGGAGGUCGAUGCCAGCUGGCCUGACUCUACAGUCCGUUAGUCCCCAGAGCCUCCAAGGCAAGACGCCAGAGGAGCUUACGCUGCUGCUUAUAAAGCUGAGGCGGCAGCAGGCCGAGCUGAGCAGUGUCCGGGAGCACACGUUAGCGCAGCUCAUGCAGCUAAAGCUGGAGGCCCACAGCCCAAAGAAUGAAAUCCUUACACAUCAUCUUCAAAGGAACACCAUGUAUUUGGACCAUCAGAUGAAAGAAAAUGAACCUAUUAUCACCAUGGUUCACACAAUGAUUGAGAACUCGGCGCUAAGACCCCAACUGUACCAGCAAUUCUUAAGACAGAAGAACAAGAUAAGUCUAUAUUGUCUGUCACAGGAUGAAUGUAGAGGCACGUUGUACAAAUACAGACCUGAAGAAGUGGACAUUGAUGCCAAGUUAAGCCGCUUAUGUGAACAAGAUAAAGUGGUCCAUGCUCUGGAGGAGAAACUUCAGCAGCUCCACAAGGAGAAAUACACGCUUGAGCAAGCUUUGCUGUCAGCCAGCCAAGAGAUAGAAAUGAAUGCCGAUAACCCAGCAGCCAUCCAGACCGUGGUGUUACAGAGGGACGAUCUGCAGAACGGACUGCUGAGCACUUGUCGAGAACUCUCCCGAGCCACUGCCGAACUGGAACGAGCGUGGAGAGAAUAUGACAAGUUAGAAUAUGAUGUCACUAUUACCAAGAACCAGAUGCAAGAGCAGCUAGAGCGCCUCGGUGAAGUUCAGACUGAAUCAGCAGGAAUUCAGCGUGCACAAAUUCAGAAAGAACUCUGGAGAAUUCAGGAUGUCAUGGAAGGACUGAGUAAACAUAAACAGCAGAGAGGCACUGUGGAAACAGGUAUGACAGGAUCAAAGCCUUUCUCAACAGUUAAGUACAAAAAUGAGGAAGAGGAAGUAGUCCCACCUCGUCCUCCACUUCCUCGGUCCUAUGACUUUACAGAGCAGCCUCCCAUAAUCCCCCCUCUGCCCAGUGAUAGCAGCUCCUUGCUCUGUUAUAGCAGGGGCCCAGUCCAUCUGCCUGAAGAAAAGAAGAUUCACCAAGUUCAAGGAUAUCCAAGAAAUGGAUCUCACUGUGGUCCAGAUUAUAGACUCUACAAGAGUGAACCAGAGUUAACAACAGUGGCAGAAGUUGAUGAGUCUAAUGGAGAAGAAAAAUCGGAACCUGUUUCCGAAAUGGAAACCUCCGUUAAAGGUUCCCACUUUCCUGUUGGCGUAGUCCCCCCAAGAACAAAAUCACCCACACCCGAAUCUUCGACAAUAGCCUCGUAUGUAACCUUAAGGAAAACGAAGAAGAUGAUGGAUUCAAGAACGGAAAGACCAAGAAGUGCGGUGGAACAGCUGUGUUUGGCUGAAAGCACUCGCCCUAGGAUGACUGUGGAAGAGCAGAUGGAAAGAAUCAGGAGGCAUCAACAAGCGUGUUUAAGGGAAAAGAAAAAAGGAUUAAAUGUUAUUGGUGCUUUAGACCAGUCACCGUUACCAAGUCCUUCAAAUAUAAGGGAUAAUCCAUUCAGGGUUACCCAGACUCGAAGGAGGGACGAUAGCAUUAAGGAACUGGACGCCAUCAUUAAAGAAAAUGAUGUAAAACCAAGCCAUGAAACUCCUGCAGCAGAGACUGUCCGACUAAAAGAAGCCGAACCUCAAAAUACAGAUCUCAGCCAAGAGUUUAAAAAAACUAAAAAUGUUUUUUCUGAAACACUUUUCACACCUGAGCCAAAUGGAGUAAGUUCUGAGGAAGUGAUAGAUAAAGAAAGAAGCGAAGAAAAAAUGCCUGCGGAUGUUUCACACAGCCCUCAAGAUGAGUCACAGGUCACAAAUCAUAAACCAGAAGGCCACCCUGAGGAAGAUACGAAGGACGAUGCUCAAGAGCAGGAAGAAACUGUUACUGCCUACGAACUUACUCCUGAGGCUUCUCGAGGAAAUCAAGCAAUGGCAGCGAAGAGCCUGUCCCCGUCUCCCGAGUCCUCGGCACCCUCGGCAUCCCCGGCUCCGUCCGCGCAGCCGCAGCUCACGGAAGGAUCACAUUUCAUGUGUGUGUAGUCUCAGAAAAACUAUACUGACUUCUGUUGAAACCAUUCAAAGCUAAGGACGCGGACCUUUGGCAAUGUGAGAAGAUAUUGUACAGUAUAUUUUAAAUCUAUGAAAUUCAUAGUUCUGAUGCUUUUGGCCACAGAGCAUCAUUUUAUCACUUCUGGAAAAUGUUUAUUCCAAAACAGCUUUAAUGGCCCAUAUGUACACUCAAGGUUAUGUAGUGUAAUCUCAAGGUUAUUCUUCCGACACCAGCUUGCUGCUAUGAUUUCAGAGCACAUAAGUAAAGGUGCUUUUUAGUGUGUGGUCUACAGACAGAGCUUUCUUAGUUGCUGAUCUCCAGAUUUUGAUGUUUCUAAAGUCUAGGUGGAUUUAUAUUUCUUUUGGCUUUUCAGUACAUAAAUUUAGUUAUUAUUUCCAAUGAAGCUUGUUUUCUUUUAUUUUCUUCUCCUUUUUCCCAUUUUGGCUACUGCAAUGCUUUGUUUCACACUUGAUUUGUAAAAAUUUUAUAUAUAUAUUUAAAAUGUGCCAUUUUAUUAUUGCUAAGUGAAGUAUGUCCGUUUUCUGCUAUACUUAUUUCUCGGUCAGAUUGCAGUGUCAGCAGUUACUGCCACACUCUUGUCAGCUUAAAAACUACAAAUGUUACCGCUUCCUUUUUCUUAAAAAACCGUUUAAAAUGUAGGUAUUUUGAAGUACUGGGCUUCUGCUUCAUUGGACUAGAUGUGUACAGCAAUAAGCAGGUUCUCAAAUCCAGUACUUAGUUUGUGUACAAAUGUAAUUAUGUUCAUUGUGUAUAUAUUAUACAAUGAGCACCUGUAAUGUAAGUAUUAAAGGCUACUUACUAUUGUUUAAAUGCAAAUGUUCAUAUCUCAUUUCUUUUUUAUCAUGUUAAAUAAAUGUUGAUGUUCUUAAA